AUGACCCCGCACCGCAGCUGUAUGCUGCCCGCGAACUUCGAGACGAUCGCCUUUUUGCGCGUUAACCGGGAGAUGUGGAACGCUGCGUCGCUCAUCGAGCAAGUUAUUACUACUGCUGUUCAUUUCCUCCAGUUCCGUAGUUUACUGUAUUUUCCGAGGCCUGCUGCAAACUACCUUUAUUUCCUUCGUCGCCCGAGCCUAUACCAUCGUCCCACAUACAAUCCGUGUCAUCUACUGGAGCUUGUCGUGCCACAGCGUCGCGGCACAGUUUUCAAAAGUCGUCGUGUGUGA
Phytophthora nicotianae INRA-310 is the source of this 291-nucleotide messenger RNA. RefSeq lists its product as hypothetical. The record is from RefSeq and is a predicted model, not a curated record. Bases 1 to 291 code for a protein of 96 amino acids. NCBI's taxonomy places the organism in Eukaryota, Oomycota, Peronosporomycetes, Peronosporales, Peronosporaceae. The transcript has 3 exons.